Labeo rohita (rohu) is the source of this 2553-nucleotide messenger RNA. RefSeq names its product ubiquitin specific peptidase 30 (gene usp30). The transcript has 13 exons. The record is from RefSeq and is a predicted model, not a curated record. The coding region runs from base 79 to 1593 and encodes 504 amino acids. NCBI's taxonomy places the organism in Eukaryota, Metazoa, Chordata, Actinopteri, Cypriniformes, Cyprinidae. Gene Ontology annotation, biological process: protein deubiquitination. Gene Ontology annotation, molecular function: cysteine-type endopeptidase activity; cysteine-type deubiquitinase activity. Gene Ontology annotation, cellular component: cytosol; nucleus.
GGCUCGUCCUGCUCCGCGGAAGGUCCGUCGCGCAACAAUGCGCAAUGUUUAGUUCCGCACAUGCGGACGCAGUGAAAUAUGCCUUGGUGCAAACAGGGAGCUACAGACAAGCUCGUCCGAGAGUUCUUACGCACUGGAACCGCUGCAAGAAACAAGAUGAUGAAAAACUGGGGUGUAAUUGGUGGAAUAGCUGCUGCCAUGGCUGCUGGGGUCUAUGUACUUUGGGGGCCAAUUUCAGACAGGAAGAAAAAGAGAAAAGGGAUGGUUCCUGGUCUGCUUAAUCUGGGGAACACAUGCUUUAUGAACUCACUUCUCCAGGGCCUGGCAGCAUGUCCUUCCUUCAUCAGAUGGCUUGAAGACUUUACAAAUGAAAGCAGUAACCAUCAGGAGAGAACUGAGAGAGAGACUCAUCUGUCCAGAUCUCUGAUGCAGUUACUUAAAGCCCUGUCAAGUCACAAUCCUGGAGAAGAUGAUGUUUUAGAUGCAGGAGGCCUUUUAGAAGCUCUUAGACUUUACAGAUGGCAAAUUAGCUCCUUUGAGGAGCAGGAUGCUCAUGAGCUCUUUCAUGUUCUCACAUCAUCAUUAGAGGAGGAACGGGAACGCCAACCCAGAGUCGCUCACCUGUUCGACAUGCAAACACUAGAGAAAUCUGUGGAGUCCAAAGAAAAAAACAUAAGCUGCAGAACUGGAGGCCCACUACAUCCUAUUCCAAGUUUAUGGAGGACUCGGCACCCUUUUCAUGGGCGGUUAACAAGUUAUAUGGCUUGUAAACGCUGUGAGCAGCAGAGUCCUGUGCACUAUGAUUCUUUCGACAGCUUGUCUCUUUCUAUCCCGUCAGUACAGUGGGGUCGGCCAGUUACUUUGGAUCAGUGUCUUCAGCACUUCAUCUCCUCUGAAACCAUCAAAGAAGUAGAGUGUGAAAACUGUACCAAGCAACAGGCUGGAGACCUUGUAAAUGGAGAAGUCCUUGAGAGUCAAAGGACGACAUUCGUCAAGCAGCUGAAACUUGGAAAGUUGCCACAGUGCCUCUGCAUCCAUUUGCAGAGACUGACAUGGUCUAAAGAGGGCACUCCCAUUAAGAGACAAGAGCAUGUUCAGUUUACAGAAUAUUUGUCUCUGGAUCGAUACAAACAUUGUACUGCUGGUCAAAACCCACAGGGCACCAGCAGAACAAAUAAGCCCACAUCUGCCAAAGCUGCCAGAGACCCAAAAGACAAAACCAUUGCUAAUGGUGUCGAUUCAGAACACUGUAACAACAAUAAGCCAUUGUCCAAUGGAACCUUUCCAUCCAUCUUUCUACACUCACCAGGAUUGAGCUCACAACUCAACCUCACUUAUGACUACAGCACCUCAGAUUACCUCUUCCGCUUGACAGCCGUCCUGGUUCAUCAUGGCGACAUGCAUUCUGGACAUUUUGUCACUUACCGUCGCUGCCCUGCCGCUCACCGUGGAACAUCUCCUUUUAGCUCCCAGUGGCUCUGGGUGUCUGAUGAUUCAGUGAGGAAAGCAAGUCUUCAGGAGGCACUCUCCUCCAGCGCAUAUCUGCUCUUUUACGAACGAGUGCAAAGGCCCGGUCUGAGGGUAGAAGAGUAGCAUCUCAGUUGACCCGGGUUGCUUAUUCUUAGUUCGAAGCUAGAGCGUUAACCCUCGCUUUUCUCCAUUCCAGGCCAUGCUACUAUGGCCAAAAUGCAACCGUGCAUCCCUGUGCAUGCAGUUUGGUGCGCAUGUUGUUUUGUGAGAAAGAGGGAAGAUGUGGGUUCUGUAUAUCAUAAUUUCCACCUUAAUCUUGCUCAGCGUCUAUGGCAGUUGUUUUAGAAAACUUCUAGGUCAUUGUCUGAGCAUAGGAGAGACGCCAGUCGUGAUUACUACACGUUGCCACUGAUAUGGGAUUCUUACACAGAGAUUUGAACUUGUUUUUGUCUGGAAAAUUCUACAUUUCAUGAUAAUGGUUUGUUCCAAACUGACCCUGAAUUGUUGCCUUGCUCAUUAAGCUAAUUAUUUGUUAGAAGUAAAUUUGACAUGGUUUCUCUUGCCGUUUUUUUUUUUUUUUCAUUAAUAAUGUCUUUGUCAAGGAGUUACAUCAUACAGUAUAUUUAUGCAAUUUGCAUAUAACAGUCUUUUGUAACGUAACAACCACUAAGUUAGUUAAGGGAGAAUGCAAAAUCAGGGGAUGUAUCCUCACCAGGUGUUGUGUGUCUACAUGUAGAUCAGGUUUCUUAUGAAUCCUGCUUAAUUUGUGUUUAGUUUUGUUGUAUGAUUUACAUUUUCUGCAUCAUUUUAAAUUAGUGAAUGCUUAGAAAGGAAAUGUAGUAAGAAUAUGGGAAUGCAAUCCAUAUUACAAAUCCUGGAUAUUUACCAAAUAGGUUUUCUGCUGACAUAAAUAUCUCAAUAUACAUCCAUUUCCAGUGUUAUUCUGUAAAUUCCUUGUUAUACGUUGAUUGUACAUGAUGCUAUUUGCACAAUUGUAUAUUUUUAUGAUAUUAGUGUGUAUGAAUGUGUGGGUGAACAUUUUUUUCACAUGUAAAUUAAAUUAAAUAAAAUCUGCAACAGUGA